CCUUCAUCUUCAGUACUACUUUUGUUUGUGCACAGAAGAACAGCUCCAAAUCAUCAGCAUGCACCUAAUCCAGGUGGACUCUGUUCAGCGAUGGAUGGAGGACCUGAAGCUGAUGACAGACUGUGAAUGUAUGUGCAUUCUCCAGUCCAAGCCCAUCAGCAUUGAGAAGGAUGAACAAAAUGAACUCAUCCUCUCCUCACAGUACAGCACUUGUGAUAACUUGCAGCUCCUGCUGAAGAGAGCUUGGAUCAUCAGCACUGAGCUGACCAGGAUUGCUCAGAAGCUGGAGAAGAACAGGUGGCAGAGGGUCCACAGCAUGACAGUGAGAGUCAACUGCCACGUGCACUCCAUGAUAAACGAGUACAACACCUCCUCCAGGAGCUCUUCAGAGGAAAUGCACCAGCUUGAAAAACUCUUAAUAGACAAGUGUUCAGAAUUUACAGCAUUCACAGAAAGGUGCUUACAGACUGAAGAUGAAGAGAUACUGAAGUCCAUGAAAUCUUGUGUUAACGAAACACUCACGACUGUGGCCCAAUAUUUUGGCCAGUUGAUAGAGCUGGUUUUAACACAAGAGGCACAGAACCUGCUGAGGCAGAUAGAGCUCUCUGGCAGCCUGUACGUGACAGAGUCGGCCAUCAGCAGUUUGUUCAGCCUUGCCCAGGAAGGGGCUCACCUCUGCCGCAUCAUAGCCAAGGAAGGAGGUGUUGUUGUUCUCUUCAAGAUCUGUCGCCAGGAUUGUUUCAGGUGCCUUUAUCCCCAGACCCUGAGAACGCUGGCAUCAAUUUGCUGUGUAGAGGAAGGGAUGCACCAGCUGGAAAAGGUGGAUGGGAUACUGUGCCUGGCUGACAUCCUCACUGAUACCAGCCAUUCUGAAGCCACCCAUGCAGAAGCAGCAGCAGUAAUUGCCCAGAUCACAUCUCCACAUCUCACAUUCACUCAGCAUCUCAGCAGCUUCCUGGAAAAUAUGGAAGAAAUUGUGACAGCACUUGUCAAACUGUGCCAAGAAGCCUCAUCAGGUGAAGUUUUCCUGCUGGCUUCAGCAGCUCUUGCCAACAUCACUUUCUUUGAUACCAUGGCUUGUGAAAUAUUGCUCCAGUUAAAUGCAAUGAAGAUUCUCCUGGCAGCAUGCUCAGACAAACACAUAGUGGAUACUCCAUAUUCCCGGGAUCAGGUGGUAACAAUAUUGGCAAACAUGUCUGUGUUGGACCAGUGUGCUUCAGAAAUCAUUCAAGGAAAUGGUGUUCAGCUUUUAAUGGAGAUGCUGUUUGAGAAAUCCUCCUCUGGAAACCCAGCAGAAGCUGCAGCUUGUGAGCGAGUGCAGCAGAAAUCUGCGGUGACCCUGGCACGGCUCAGCCGGGAUCCCGAGGUGGCAGAGGCAGCUGUAAAACUCAGCUGUAUUCCUCGCCUGAUUAAACUUUGCAGAUCACCAACAGAAAGAAAUAACAGUGAUUCUGUCUUAGUGGCAUGUCUGGCAGCCCUGAGGAGACUGGCAGUGAUGAGUCCUGAUGGGCUGGAGGAUUCAGAUUUUCAGCAGCUGGUAAAGCCCAGACUCGUGGAUUCUUUUCUGCUGUGCACAAAUAUGGAAGAGAGCUUUGUAUAA
This is a messenger RNA of Melospiza georgiana, 1600 nucleotides long. RefSeq names its product INSC spindle orientation adaptor protein (gene INSC). The record is from RefSeq and is a predicted model, not a curated record. The transcript has 12 exons. Lineage: Eukaryota; Metazoa; Chordata; Aves; Passeriformes; Passerellidae. Gene Ontology annotation, molecular function: cytoskeletal adaptor activity; protein binding. Gene Ontology annotation, biological process: regulation of asymmetric cell division; asymmetric cell division; establishment of mitotic spindle orientation. Gene Ontology annotation, cellular component: apical cortex. Bases 59 to 1600 code for a protein of 513 amino acids.